UUUGAGUCUUUCCCGAAGGGUUGAUCAGACGCUUCCAUUGUAAAUUGAGAUUCGUCUGAGAAGAUUUCGACUAGAAACAGAAAUGACAUCCGCCAGCAGGCGCCUCGAGGAUGAGGUGACGUGCUCUAUAUGUAUAGAGCACUUCAACGAUCCUAGAGUGCUCCCUUGCUUGCACUCAUUUUGUCGGCACUGCCUGGAAGAGCUGGCAGUGCACUCUGAAGGGAGAGGAAAACUUGUGUGCCCCCUCUGUAAGGCGGAAUUCCAGAUUUCCCCAGCAGAUGUUCCGAGUUUAAAGGUGAAUUUCAUGAUCAACAGUAUUAUCUCUGUUCUUCCUUUGUUGACAUCUGAAGACUCCAAGAAGAAACCAGCUUGUGAAUCGUGUGAUAGUGGUGAGCCUGCCCAAGGGAGAUGUAACGAGUGCGAUCACUUUGUCUGUGAGCAGUGCAUCUCGGCUCAUAAGAGAUUUCAACCAGUGCAACAUCACACUAUCCUCAGUCUUGAUGAGAUCAAAAGCGGAAAGUUACUUGCAAUGAGCAAGGCUUCCUUCUGCACCAAACACAAGGGUGAAAAGCUGAAACUGUUUUGCGAAUCUUGUAAGGAAGUGAUUUGCCGAGAUUGCACCGUCGUUGAUCAUAAAAAUCACGAUUACUUUUUCACAAGUGAUGUAAUCGCUCGAGAGAAAGACGAAAUAUUGGGAAGAGCAAAAAAAGUUGCAUCAAAACUCACCGAUAUUGAACAGGCGAUGGCAUUGGUAGAAGAGGCUCAACAUCAUCUCGAGGAAAAUAAACGUGCGACCAGAAGGGAUCUGGAUGCGUUCAUUGAUAAGCAGAUAGGUACUCUUGAGAAGAUGCGAUCAGAUCUUAGAGGGGAGAUCGAGUCAGCUUGUCAAAAGCAAGAGAAGCAGCUGACUGCCCAGAGAGAGACUCUAUCCAUGAGACUUGCAAGUGCUCGUAGCAGUUUGGAGUUUGCUGAGAGAAUGUGCAGGGAUGCAAAUGAUGUGGAUGUCUUGUCCAUCAGGAAUGAAGUGCUAUCCCAGCUAUCGAGUCUUGCAGAGAAACCCGUGGAUCAGCCUUGUACGGAGGUUGGAGUUCGUCUUGUAGUGGAUGAGAAGUAUUGGGAUACUUUGUCAAAGAAGAUUUCUGUUGGUGAAUCUGAGCAAACAGGUCUUGAGCAGUCCGCCAUCCUCAGCGGCAAAGGUCCAGAGUACCUCCGAGAUCUCUUGGGAUUCCUGAAGCCCGUGCAGCAAAGUCCCAAGAGUCGCUGGGUCAGAUGUUUCUCAGCAAAGAGAGAUGGCUGGGCUGCCAGGACCUUCCAUGAACAAUGCAAUGGCAAAGCGCCGAACAUCGUACUCGUUAGUGUUGGAGGAAGAUACGUGUUUGGUGGCUACUCUGACGUAGCGUGGACAAGAAAAUGUUUUUACAUAAUUACAAGAUUUUUCCUUGGACAACCCUUAAAGUAGGUGUUACUAAAAUCGAGAAAUUAAACAGAAACUCUGGA
Messenger RNA from Nematostella vectensis (starlet sea anemone), 1497 nucleotides. RefSeq names its product tripartite motif-containing protein 45. The record is from RefSeq and is a predicted model, not a curated record. The transcript is spliced from 5 exons. Gene Ontology annotation, molecular function: zinc ion binding; ubiquitin-protein transferase activity. Lineage: Eukaryota; Metazoa; Cnidaria; Anthozoa; Actiniaria; Edwardsiidae. Bases 83 to 1459 code for a protein of 458 amino acids. Gene Ontology annotation, cellular component: chromatin; nucleoplasm. Gene Ontology annotation, biological process: positive regulation of DNA-templated transcription.